This is a messenger RNA of Scylla paramamosain (green mud crab), 3568 nucleotides long. RefSeq names its product zygotic DNA replication licensing factor mcm6-like (gene Mcm6). The record is from RefSeq and is a predicted model, not a curated record. Gene Ontology annotation, cellular component: nucleus; MCM complex. Gene Ontology annotation, biological process: double-strand break repair via break-induced replication; mitotic DNA replication; DNA replication initiation. The transcript has 16 exons. Bases 86 to 2548 code for a protein of 820 amino acids. NCBI's taxonomy places the organism in Eukaryota, Metazoa, Arthropoda, Malacostraca, Decapoda, Portunidae. Gene Ontology annotation, molecular function: single-stranded DNA binding; single-stranded 3'-5' DNA helicase activity; ATP binding.
CAAUUUCGCGCCAAAAGUUGUCACUGGGCAGACGAGAGGCAGGAGGCAGCAAGAGAAUCUCUGAGCUAUUUUCCUGCUCUUCACCAUGGAUAUCGGGGACUUGGGCAUCGCAGCGCAAACCACCGUCAAAGAUGAGGUCGGAGAGCGUUGCCAGAAGCUAUUCCAGAGUUUCUUGGAGGAGUUCCAGGAGGAUGGUGUCACAAAGUACGUGGAGGAGGCGAGAGAUCUUAUCAAGCCAGAGAGGAACACCCUGGAGGUUUCUUUCCUGGAUAUUGACAAGUUCAACCAGAACCUCGCCACACUCAUUGUGGAGGAGUACUACAGAGUGUACCCUUUCUUGUGCCUGACCGUUCGCAACCAUGUCCGGGACCACACUGGGUUGUCUGUGGAGAAGGAGUAUUACCUUAGCAUUGUUGACGUGCCCACCAGACACAAGGUGCGCGAGCUGUCCACUCUUAAGGUCGGCACACUCAUCCGCAUCUCAGGACAGGUGGUGCGGACUCACCCAGUACACCCAGAGUUGGUGUCAGCCACCUUCCAGUGCAUGGACUGCCAGACGGUGGUGAGCAAAGUGGAGCAGCAGUUCAAGUACACUCAGCCAUCCAUAUGCCACAACCCGGUGUGCAACAACCGCAAACGUUUCAUCCUGGACACCAACAAGAGCCGCUUCGUGGACUUCCAGAAGGUCCGCAUCCAGGAGGUGCAGGCGGAGCUUCCACGUGGCUGUAUCCCCAGGAGUGUGGAGGUGGUGGUGAGGGCGGAGGCAGUGGAUCAGGCCCAGGCUGGUGACCGCUGUGACUUCACCGGUACUCUGAUUGUGGUGCCUGAUGUGGCGGCACUCAACCUCCCCGGUGCCAGGGCCGAGAGCUCCGCCAGACACAAGGGUGAGGAGAGUGAGGGCGUGACGGGACUCAAGGCACUGGGUGUGCGAGACCUCAGUUACCGUUUGGCCUUCCUGGCAUGCUCCGUGACACCAACAAACCCUAAGUUUGGCGGUAAGGAGGUGCGAGGGGAGGAGCCGACAGCAGAGAGCAUCAAGAGGCAGAUGACGGACUUGGAGUGGAACAAGGUAUACGAGAUGGCUCGGGACAAGAAUCUGUACCAGAACCUCAUCACCUCCCUCUUCCCCACCAUCUAUGGCAACGACGAGGUCAAGAGAGGAAUCUUGUUGAUGCUGUUUGGAGGUGUGCCCAAGACCACCAUUGAGGGCACCAGCCUGCGAGGAGACAUCAAUGUGUGUGUGGUGGGCGACCCCUCCACUGCCAAGUCACAGUUCCUCAAGCAUGUGGCAGACUUCUCACCCCGCACAGUGUACACCUCCGGCAAGGCGUCCUCCGCAGCAGGUCUCACAGCAGCCGUGGUGAAGGACGAGGAGUCACAUGAGUUUGUCAUCGAGGCGGGCGCGCUGAUGUUGGCUGAUGGUGGCGUGUGCUGCAUCGAUGAGUUUGACAAGAUGGAUCAGAGAGACCAGGUGGCAAUUCAUGAGGCUAUGGAGCAGCAGACUAUCUCUAUUACUAAGGCAGGAGUGAAGGCCACACUGAACGCCAGGACCUCUGUGCUGGCUGCUGCUAACCCGAUAGGAGGCCGCUAUGACCGCACCAAAUCCCUGCGGCAGAACAUCACCCUCACCAGCCCCAUCAUGUCCCGCUUUGACCUCUUCUUCAUCCUGGUUGACGAGUGUAAUGAGGUGACAGAUUAUGCUAUUGCACGGCGCAUUGUGGACCUGCACGCCUGCAUGGAGAACAGCAUAGAGCGUGUGUACAGCCUGGAGGAGGUGCAGCGCUACAUUACCUUUGCCAGGAUGUUCAGGCCAAAGAUGAACAAGGAGGCAACAGAGUACCUGGUGGAGCAGUACCGCACACUGAGACAGAGGGACAGCCAGGGCGCUUCUUGCUCCUCCUGGCGUGUCACUGUGCGCCAGCUGGAGUCAAUGAUCCGACUGUCUGAAGCCAUGGCCAGGAUGCACUGCUCCGACCAGGUCCACCCCAAACAUGUGAAGGAAUCAUUCCGUCUCAUCAACAAGUCCAUCAUCCGCCUUGACCAGCCGGAUGUGCACCUGGAUGGCAUGGAUGAGGAGCAGCAGCAGGAGGAGGAAGCCAUGGAGACAGAUGAGAAUGCUGACCCCAAUGCUGGAGUGAACGGAGAUGUGGCGCCCUCACAAGACCAAGACCAGCCAGCUAAGAAGAAGACCAGCACCACACUUUCCUAUGAGACCUACCACAACAUGACCACACUGCUGCUGAUGCACAUGCGAAGGGAGGAGGCACGUUCAGAGUCCCAAGAGACGGAGGAGGGGGCAGAGAGUGCUGGCAUGAGGCGCUCUGCUAUCAUCAAUUGGUACCUGCAGGAGAUCAGCGGGGACUUGGAGACUGAGGCUGAGCUGGUGGAGCAGAAGAUGCUGGUGGAGAAGGUGCUGGACCGCCUCACCUAUCAAGACCGCUUGGUUGUUCCCCUCACGCAGACAGGACUCAAAGGCACAGACUCAGGAGGCUUGGAUGAGUCUGAUCCCCUGCUGGUUGUACAUCCUAACUACAACCUGGACUCCUAAGAGGCUCGCUGUUGAUGUGUGUGUGCGUUCAGGGUCGUCUGAGAAUGUACUGAGAGCUAUAUUUGCUAAGGAGGGGGUAAAUGGCUGGGAAGUAUUGGAAGUAACAUCAAUGAAAGUUUGUGUUUCAUUCCUGGGGUGUUUUUAGGCUGGAAGGGAAGAUACUUAAAGAAUCACAUCAGUUGAGAAGCUUCAGUUUACAAAUGUAUGGCUUGAAUAUGUUUUGGAAAGAUUUGUGACUCAUGACAUCUCGGCAAGUUUCCCUUUCAUUUCUGUGGUUCUAGAGUGGAAGAGGAAGAGUGGCUUAUAAAAAUCUCAGUUCCCAAGUUAAGGUUAAAUUGAUGUGUUUGGGUGAGCUUUAUGGCUCAAGUGGUGUGAAAGUUUAGGUACCUGCAUUAGUGUGGCUUGAAUGAUAACUGUCACUUCCCUCAUAUCGUUACUCUCCACUGUACAUCAGAGCACUGAGUGGGAUAAAGGGAUUAGGAAUGUAUGUAGUGACAGCAACCCAAGUACAAUUUAUCAGGAAGUAGAGAAGCAAUGUUGUCUCCACUCAGUGCCUCCAGUGUCAUGUGUGCUUGUAUUGAUAACAGUUCCAAGUACAGUGUCUGGGGAGAGGAAAGUAAGUGCCUUUAUGAAACAGUUUGCAUUGAGAAGUCAUGUCAGGCUUUCACUGUUACAUCAGAUGCCUCCUGUGCCCUUGUAUGCAUGCUCCAUGUCCUGUCAACUCAUCAGAAGUAUCGUGGCACUAUUCACAGUGUUGGUAGGUUAGUAACACAGUGUGUAGUGUGUGUAAGAUGACUGUUACUGAAGAGGAAAGCAUGUAGUGUGGAGAUGAGAAAGAAAAAGAGAGAGAGGCUUUCCUGUAUCUUCAAGGGGAGUUGAUCUAACACUAUAUGACAAUACCAAGUGUUUUGAAGGUAAAAUAUUAAGUACUGUUAGUCGUCUCCAUAUAUGUGUACUAUAUUCUUGAUUGUAUUUUAUGUUGCAUUUUGUUUUGAUAUAUUAAAUAGAAGUUUUUUUGUA